GAAUUUCAAAAUUUCCUCCUCCUGCACCAACUCUAAAACCUCAUCGAUGGCAAAUACUCAAAUUGUAAAACCCUAAGAGGUAAUCAGGCACGAUUCAAUAAUCUCCACAGGAAAUUAGCGAUGGAUCGAGGUGGAGGAAGGCAGCAGACGGCUGGUGCGUCGAAGCCCUCAUUGUUCACAGUGUACCAGAAUCCAGCACUCUCCGCCGCUCUCACCUCCAACAGCCUCCGCCCCUCCGCCGCCACUUUCCUCUUCAUCCUCUCCCUUCUCUCCGCGUCCGUUAUUUCUCUCCUCAUUCCCCUGUAUAGGGAAAAUCCAGUUACUACUAACAUCGGACUUGGUUUUGUAUCUCAAGAUGUUGCUCGUAUAUGUUCCAAGGUAAUACCAUUCAUGGCAAGUUUCCUUUUGCUCGGAACUUUACUUGCUCUGAUCAAAGCCAUCUCUCAAUGGAGGACAAGAAGUGCUGCCGAUGUGGUAGUUGUAUCUUCUUCGAAUGGCACAGAAGUAAAACGCCUUACCAACCGACAAUUGGGCCUUCUAGGAUUAAAGUCCAAACUCGAAGUGGAUUCACCAGAGUCUUCAAAGAAACCUCCUAAAUCCAGAACUAGCUCACCUUCUCCAUCCAAUCCGCUUGUCCCUCUUCAUCAGUCAAUAACAGGUUCAAAUCACUUAUCCAGAAUGAGUGGCGGGAAAUCAAGCACCAGUGGCGGUAGCAAAAUGCAUUCCUUUGCCACACCAUCCAAAUCACCAGCUUCUCCCUCCAUGUAUCUUGUCCCCUCAACUUCCAUGCGUUCACCUGUCCAGUCACCAUCCAUGCACGCAUCACCGGGUUCUGAUCAGUUGAUUGGCACCCCUUGGUCCAAUAAACGCCCUGCUUUUCAUAAAGAGAUUUCGACGGAGGAAGAUCUUGAAAGAUUUCUGGCUGAUGUGGACGAGAAAAUAUCUGAAACAGCGAGUAGAAUGACGACUCCGCCCCCCAGCACAAAUGGAUAUGGCAUGGCAAGUCCUAAUACUUCCGGAACUGCGAGAAGUACACCUUUAAGGCCAGUUAGGAUGUCCCCUGGUUCCCAAAAGUUCACAACACCCCCGAAGAAAGGGGAGGGAGAUCUUCCUCUUCCAAUGUCAAUUGAAGAGUCGAUCGAGGCGUUUGAAAGGCUGGGUGUUUGUCUGCAUAUUGAGCAGUGGCGUGACAGUCUUAGGCAGUGGUUUUCUGCUUUUCUACUUAAUCCUCUUCUUAGAAAGAUUGAAACCAGCCACUUGAAGGUUAUUGAAGCAGCUGCUAAACUUAAUGUCUCAAUUACCAUUAGUCAAGUUGGAAGUGAUACCACAAGUAUACCUACAACUGAAAAUGCAUCACCGAUGGAGAGGACCAAUGAAUGGAAACCGGCAUUUGCAGUUGACGAAGAUGGACUUCUUCAUCAGCUACGUGCAAGUCUUGUUCAAGUUCUUGAUGAUGCUCGCAUGCCAAAAUUUUCUACUAGCAAUUUUCAGCAAUCCCCUCAGCAUGCCGCAGCAGUUCCUAUUUUACAAGAGUGCAUUGACGCCAUCAUGGAACACCAGAGGCUCCACGCUUUAAUGAAAGGAGAGUGGGGCAAAGGUUUACUUCCACAAAGUAGUAUGCAAGCAGAUUAUACUGUACAAAGGAUUCGCAAGCUUGCCGAAGGAACAUGUUUAAAGAACUACGAGUAUAUGGGAAACGGCGAAGUCUAUGAGAAAGUAAAAAAGAAGUGGAGUAUUGAGCUUCCCAGUGAUUCUCAUAUGCUUCUUUAUCUGUUUUGUGCUUUCUUGGAAUACCCGCAAUGGAUGUUGCAUGCUGAUCCGACAACCUAUGCUGGAGCACAGGCAAGCAAGAACCCGUUGUUUUUGGGUGUUCUGCCUCCUAAAGAAAGGUUUCCUGAGAAAUACAUAGCGAUAAUAUCGGGGUUCCCCUCCGUGCUACAUCCUGGAGCUUGUAUUUUGGCCGUUGGGAAGCAAAGUCCCCCAGUUUUUGUACUAUACUGGGACAAAAAGCCUCAGUUCUCUUUCCAGGGAAGAACAGCACUAUGGGAUUCCAUAUUAAUGCUCUGCUACAAAAUCAAGAUCAGUUAUGGUGGUAUUGUCAGAGGCAUGCACCUUGGUUCAUCAGCCUUGGGCAUUCUUCCUGUUCUUGAACAAGAAACUGACUGACAGCACCGUUUACUUCAUUGAGCCAUUUAUGCUGCUGUGUUGCACACGAAGUUGUGUACUCGAGCAGAUCAUUCGAGAUGCAGCCUGCCCUUGCUAACUAAUCUUAUUUUUCUUUUAUUUACUCGCUAAAUUUCGUUAAUGAAUGUGAGUGAGGAAAAUAGACACUUACGAAUGAUGAGGAUGCAGGUACCGCUGGGCUUUGAUGUGGUACAAUAUGCUGGAAAAUUCGUCCCGGUUUCUGGCUGCUGACCUCUCGAAAGACUUGUUAGUUUAUCUUACUGGCUUAGUUGUUUCCUUGACCCCUUUUUCAUGCAAGCUAACGAGGAUUUCACCUAAUUGUAAUGCUGAUCGUCUUUCUUUGUAAUGAAACGAACUGUAACUACCGGAUAUGGUAGUUGGAUCCUAGUUGUAACCAGCGAAUGGACUCAUGAAACCAGAAGUUUUAACUGUUUAAAUCAACAUUUAUAUAUCGCUUUA
Molecule: messenger RNA, 2643 nt
Organism: Erythranthe guttata (spotted monkey flower)
Lineage: Eukaryota; Viridiplantae; Streptophyta; Magnoliopsida; Lamiales; Phrymaceae
Product: cytochrome B561, amino-terminal protein
Cellular component (GO): membrane
Source: RefSeq, a predicted model, not a curated record